Lactuca saligna is the source of this 3486-nucleotide messenger RNA. The record is from the annotation of a GenBank genome assembly. NCBI's taxonomy places the organism in Eukaryota, Viridiplantae, Streptophyta, Magnoliopsida, Asterales, Asteraceae.
CUUAUUUACGUGCAAAUUACAAUUAGAAAACGCGAAACGAGUGAACCGGUAAGGCGUUACGCGUAUUAGCAGCGGAUCACCUAACAUGAAAUCGACAGACAAGCUACCCCACUGUGAAAUGUGAAUCCAAUCCACCACCCGUUUGCAAUCUCUCUUUCUUCCAUUCCUUCUAAGUUACUUCCUAAACACUUUGUAUAUAUAUAUAUAUACAUACACGAUUACAGUUGACAUAUACUCGUUUGAUUUAAUUUUAAGCAAUAAUAUCCUACCUUCCAACAAACGAAUCAAUACAGAUGGGUAAUGGAGAUCUGGAGAGCUGGGGAAGUACAAAGAACAGAGGUGCACCACCACCGGCACCACCGCCGGCGUCUUCUACAUAUCACACUGAAUCAUCGGACAAACAAUGGACUUCAUGGCUCGUUCCUAUGAUUGUUGUUGCAAAUGUGGCUAUGUUUCUUGUCGUCAUGAUUGUUAAUGAUUGUCCCAAGAACCACAAUUCGAGUCUUGAGGGGGAUUGUGUUGCUAAAUUUCUUGGUAGACUAUCUUUUCAGCCUCUUAAAGAGAACCCGCUUUUCGGUCCUUCUUCUUCCACAUUGGAAAAGUUGGGAGCUCUAGAGCGGAGUAAGGUGGUGAAUGGACAUGAAGCAUGGAGACUCAUAUCUUGUAUUUGGUUGCAUGCGGGAGUCGUUCAUCUACUUGCAAACAUGUUAAGCUUGGUUUUCAUCGGGAUUCGCCUCGAACAACAAUUUGGUUUCGUUCGAGUUGGUGUACUCUACAUGUUGGCCGGGAUCGGUGGUAGCACACUAUCUGCACUUUUCAUAACAAGCAACAUCUCCGUUGGGGCUUCCGGUGCUCUAUUUGGACUUCUUGGAGCUAUGUUGUCCGAGCUUCUUACCAAUUGGACUAUUUAUGCUAAUAAGGCGGCGGCUUUGUUUACACUUGUGAUCAUAAUCUUGGUGAAUUUAGCAGUUGGAAUGCUUCCUCAUGUUGACAACUUUGCACAUAUCGGGGGGUUUUUAACGGGUUUCCUCCUUGGAUUUGUACUGCUUAUGAGACCCCAAUUUUCAUGGCAAGAACGCCGCCGUCUUCCUGCUGAUGCUCGUGGCAAGUCCAAGUACACCGUCUAUCAAUAUGUCUUUUGGAUUAUAUCUGCCAUUUUAUUGAUUGUUGGAUUUACGGUGGGACUUGUGAUGCUUUUCAAGGGAGAAAAUGGGAAUGAUCACUGCAGCUGGUGCCAUUACUUGAGCUGUGUUCCUACUUCCAAAUGGCGAUAGGCAGUUACACCCGCCAUAGCAGCCCCACUUUAUCUCCUUCAUUCUCAGAAGGGUUUCGCACACUUCACACUCAUAUUCACCGAAAUGAGACCAUGCAUAACGAUCGUCGUCUUCUUUCUAUUUAUCUCUUAUCAUCUCGUCAAUGGCGGUGUCCAACUUCUCUCCAAAUCGAAGCUUGAAAAAUGCGAAAAGGUUUCUGAAAAUGCUCCUCUUAACUGCACCAAAAAAAUCGUCAUCAAUUUGGCUGUUCCUAGUGAAGCAAGUGGCAACGAAGCGUCGAUUGUGGCCGAAGUGGUGGAGGUGGAGGAAAAAUCGACUGAUAACAUGAGAACUGUUCGAGAACCGCCGGUGAUCACUGUCAAUAAGUCUGCCGCCUAUGCGCAAUAUCACUUGACGUACAUUAGAGAUGUUCCUUAUAAACCUCUAGAGCUGUCUUUUAAGACACGCAAGUGUAGUCGUUAUGCUGGUGCUAAUGUUGUGGGCAUGUGUGAGACGUUAUACGAUGAGCAAGGACAUGCAAUUGAGAACACCCGGCCAAUUUGUUGUCCUUGUGGGGGUCACCGUAGGGUGCCUUCAUCAUGUGGAAAUUUUUUUGAUAAGCUGACCAAAGGGAAGGCCAACACUGCACACUGCCUUCGUUUUCCAGGUGAUUGGUUCCAUGUGUUUGGAAUUGGGCAGCAUUCAAUAGGAUUCACCAUAAGGGUUAAAGUCAAAACAGGGUCUAAAGUCUCUGAAUUAGUUAUCAGUCCUGGGAAUAGAACAGCCCUGUCAAGUGAUAACUUUUUGAGGGCGAAUUUAAUUGGGGACUAUGUUGGAUACAAUGACAUACCUUCUUUUGAGAAUUUCUUUCUUGUUGUUCCAAGACAGGGUAGCCCAGGUCAACCACAAGAUUUAGGAAGGAACAUUUCUAUGUGGAUGCUUCUUGAGAGAGUCAGAUUCACAUUAGAUGGAAAUGAAUGUAAUAAAAUUGGUGUCGGUUAUGAUGCUUUUAAUAACCAGCCAAAUUUCUGUUCUGCUCCUUUUUGGGCUUGUCUGCAAAAUCAGUUGUGGAACUUUUGGGAAGCUGACCAGAACCGAAUCCAACGAAACCUGGUUCCUCUUUAUGGUGUGCAAGGGAGAUUUGAAAGAAUCAAUCAACAUCCAAAUGCAGGAAGUCAAUCGUUCUCAAUUGGGAUCACUGAAGUUCUUAAUUCAAACCUUUUGAUAGAACUUAGUGCUGAUGACAUAGAAUUUGUGUACCAAAGGAGCCCUGGAAAAAUUGAAAGAAUCACAAUCCCAAAUUUUGAGGCUCUUACUCAGUUCGGGACUGCCACAAUCACAGCUAGAAAUAUUGGUGAAGUGGAAGCAUCGUAUAGCUUAACGUUUGAUUGCUCCAUAGGUAUCAGCCAGAUGGAGGAACAAUUUUUCAUUUUGAAGCCAAAAGAAAUGGCAACCAGAUCUUUUAAGGUGUACCCGAUGUCUGAUCAGGCUGCAAGGUAUGCAUGUUCAGCUAUACUGAAGGAUUCUGAUUUUCAAGAAGCUGAUAGAGCAGAGUGCCAGUUUACAACAACAGCCACAAUUCUGGACAAUGGAUCAGUGAUUCCAUGGGAACCACCAAAGCAUGGUUUACAAGGUUUCUUUGAAUCUAUUGAGGAUAUGUUUUUCAAGCUUUGGCAUAGUAUGAUUGAAUUUAUCGCUGGAAAAGCUUGCAGUACAAAAUGCUCUGGGCUUUUUGACUUUCAGUGCCAUAUCCAUUAUCUCUGUCUGAAAUGGGUGUUGAUGUUUGGUUCGGUUUUUGCAAUCUUUCCCACAGUGAUUGUCCUACUGUGGCUUCUACAUGAGAACGGAGUUUUUGAUCCUGUGUAUGACUGGUGGGAAGACCAUUUUUGGGAUGAUGAUCGAAAAGCCCAACAUAUUAGAAACUUGCAACUCCAUUAUAAGAAACAUCAUAAGAAGGAGAAGGAUCCAAAACACCAUAAGGCUCAUGCUCAUAAAAAGGGAAAAAUCAAAUAUCUGGAACACCAACACCAACACCAACACCACCACAGCCACAAUCAUUUUGACCAUGAUCAUCUUCACCAUGUUAAGAAAGAAAAACACAGACAUGGUGAUGAGAUACUCAAGGAACAUCAUAAGGACAAACAUAUUCCAAGGCAUGACAAAGACAAAGCCAAACACCAUAAGCAUAAGAGAAGGAAUUCGAUACCAUGAACCAACUCUUUCUUGUUUGUUG